UCAGCAGAAAUGUUAGGAAUGGUUAAAGAGAAUCACUCCUUGACAGCUGACUUUAUCCUCUUAGGAUUUACCGAUCACCCCAAUCUAAAGACCCUGCUGUUUGUGGUGUUCUUUGUCAUCUAUCUGAUCACCAUGGUGGGCAAUCUUGGGUUGGUGGUGUUGAUUUCCAUGGAGCGCCGUCUGCACACACCCAUGUACAUCUUUCUGGGAAACCUGGCUCUGAUGGAUUCCUGCUGCUCCUCUGCCAUUGCCCCAAAGAUGCUACAGAACUUCUUUUCUGAGGAUAGAAUGAUUUCCCUCCAUGAAUGCAUGGCACAGUUUUAUUUUCUCUGCCUUGCUGAAACCACAGACUGCUUUCUCCUGGCAGCAAUGGCCUAUGAUCGCUAUGUGGCCAUAUGCAGUCCACUGCAGUACCACACGAUGAUGUCAAACCAACUCUGCUAUCAGAUGACCAUAGGAGCCUUCGUAGCUGGAAAUCUGCAUUCCAUGAUUCAUGUCGGGCUUCUAUUAAGGUUAACCUUCUGUGGUUCUCAUCAAAUUAAUCACUUUUUUUGUGAUAUUCUUCCAUUAUACAGAAUAUCCUGUACUGAUCCUUUUAUAAAUGAACUAAUGAUAUAUAUUUUUUCAAUGCCUAUUCAAAUCUUCACCAUUGCCACAGUUUUAGUAUCUUAUCUCUGCAUUCUUUUCACGAUUUUUAGAAUGAAAUCCAAAGAGGGGAGAGGUAAAGCUUUUUCUACCUGUGCAUCCCAUUUUUUAUCUGUCUCAAUAUUCUACAUUUGUCUUCUCAUGUAUAUCCGACCAUUUGAAGAAGGAGAUAAAGAUAUACCAGUAGCAAUUUUUUAUACAAUAGUAAUUCCUUUAUUAAACCCUUUUAUAUAUAGCCUGAGGAAUAAGGAGGUGAUAGGUGUUCUGAAAAAAAUAAUGAUGAACUCUAAUGUUCUUAAGCAAACUUCAUCCUCCACAACAACUUAA
Molecule: messenger RNA, 972 nt
Organism: Echinops telfairi (small Madagascar hedgehog)
Lineage: Eukaryota; Metazoa; Chordata; Mammalia; Afrosoricida; Tenrecidae
Product: olfactory receptor 5K4
Exons: 1
Coding region: 10-972 (320 amino acids)
Biological process (GO): G protein-coupled receptor signaling pathway; sensory perception of smell
Cellular component (GO): membrane
Molecular function (GO): odorant binding; olfactory receptor activity; G protein-coupled receptor activity
Source: RefSeq, a predicted model, not a curated record